Messenger RNA from Exophiala aquamarina CBS 119918, 870 nucleotides. RefSeq lists its product as uncharacterized. Gene Ontology annotation, cellular component: TRAPP complex; cis-Golgi network; trans-Golgi network. The coding region runs from base 1 to 870 and encodes 289 amino acids. The record is from RefSeq and is a predicted model, not a curated record. The transcript is spliced from 2 exons. Lineage: Eukaryota; Fungi; Ascomycota; Eurotiomycetes; Chaetothyriales; Herpotrichiellaceae. Gene Ontology annotation, biological process: regulation of GTPase activity; endoplasmic reticulum to Golgi vesicle-mediated transport.
AUGGCCGACGCCAAUGCGCCGCUGUUCAACAUGUCCUGCUUCGACCUGCUGCUGAUCGAGCUGGUGCCGCUUGCGGAGCGCAUGGCGCGGUCGUACGAAGCGUCGCUCGACCGUCCCUCAGCUCCGCCAUCGACCUCCACAACGGGGGCCGCGGCAAACAAUAGGCGAGCAACAGCGACAGGAGUAGGAGGGCCGAACGGUCUAGCUAACACUGCUGCUUCGACUACCCCUAGUGCAACAACGCCCACAAGCAACACCAACCCCGUGGGCUCGAGCGGCACAGGCACGAAUGCAGCGUCGUCCCCCGGGAGCGGGAACCCGACGGCAGCGACGAGCAACAAUAUCAACCCCGGCGGAGGAGGCCGUGGCGGUGGCGGUGGGCCAGCCUCGACCGCCGGUGGCACAAACAAUCCGCUUGCUGUGAUGGCGCUAGCGGCGGACGGCCUGCCCGAGACCGAAAUCUUUCGGGACAGUGUAUACGUGCGCUUGGAGCGGUUGGGCUUCCGUGUCGGCCAGGGCCUGUGUGAGCGGUUCUCGCGUGACAGGCCGCGCUUCACCGAUCAGCUCGACGUGAUCAAAUUCAUCUGCAAGGAUCUAUGGACUGUAGUGUUCAAGAAGCAGAUUGAUAACUUGAAGACCAAUCACCGGGGCGUUUUUGUCCUCACCGAUAGCAAAUUUCGACCCUUCUCAAGGAUGAGUAUGACAAGUAAUGCUGAGGCCGUUGCACGAGCACAGGCCCACCUCUACUUCCCUUGUGGCAUCGUCAGAGGAGUCUUAUCAAGUCUAGGAAUCAAGGCUACAGUUCAGGCCGAAACUAACGAACUACCAUCUGCGACGUUCCAAAUUAAAACUACACAGGCAAGGCCAUAG